AUGUGUUGUAGAAGUGAAGUGGAUCCUAAGAACCUAUUUGAUGUUCCUAUUUCAUAUGGUCCUGGUACCUCUACCCUUCAACAUAAAACCACGAAGGGAAAUCUAUUUGAGGUACCUAUUUCGUAUGGUUCUGGUAUCUGUACCUUUCAAAGUCAUGACAAAAAUGGCGCUACUAAGAGAUUGAAAUCGGGAAAAACAGCGGGAAUUAUCAACAAACAAUUAGUAAAUGCUCCUAUCAUUGGAUGUGAUUUUCAUUUUAGUAAUGUGGAAAAUACGCUGGUGCUCCCUCAAUUGAAUGACGAAAUCCUCCAAAGAUGUGACAAAGAAGUUAUAGAUGAGAACUUAUUAGAUGUUCCUGUGGAUGUGAUGGUAGAAGAGGUGGCAACUGAUUUUAUUCCAAAUAAUGCGAAUACUAUCUUUGGGAGCACUUCACAUGAAUCCAAUACUAUAUCAGAUGAUCUUCAUAAUGAGCACUUGAUCCAUGUGAUAAGCCCUGCUGAAAUUGCUGCCCCUACAGGUAAAUUCACUGAACCAUGGAAUUUUGGAAAGCCAACACAAACUUGUGAGAGCUGUGGGGCUAUUCUAUGGUAUGAAGAGAGGAAUGUGAAGUCAAGAAGACCAUCACAACCUAAGUUUUCGUUGUGCUGUUCAGAAGGACUAAUUUAUUUGCCUUUGUUAAAACACGCACCUCCAGUUCUUGAAGAAUUGCUGAAUUACGAAGGGCCUUCAUUUGUGCAUUUCCAUGACAACUGUCGGAGAUAUAAUGCAAUGUUUGCAAUAACAUCAAUGGGUGGAAAAGUUGACAGAACUGUAAAUGAUGGAAAUGGUGCCUAUGUGUUCAGGCUAAAUGGACAGAAUCAUCAUUUGAUUGGCUCUUUGUUACCAGUUGAAGGAUUGGAACCAAAAUUUGCUCAACUUUACAUAUUUGAUACAGAGAAUGAAGUGCAGCAUAGGAUAAGGUCGAUUUCAUCUGAUAAAGAAAAUGAUGGCAUUGAUCCCGAAAUUGUUAACUCUCUAAUACAUAUGCUUGAUGAAAACAAUGCUUUGGUUAAGGUUUUCAGAAUGGCCAGGGAUCGCUACACUCAAUGUAAUACUGCAGAUGUCAGAUUGCGUCUCAUUAGUUGUCGUACCAAUCGUUCCUCACAGUAUAAUCUACCUACUGCCUCAGAAGUUGCUGGUCUUAUUGUGAAUGAUUUUGACCCUAAUAAUGGGUAUCGUGAUAUUAUUGUUGAGGAUCGUCAUCGUGGGCUCCGGCGUAUAAGUGAAAUCCAUCCAGCUUUUAUGGCUAUGCAAUAUCCUCUGCUUUUCCCUUAUGGUGAGGAUGGCUUCUAUCUUGGUAUACCAAAAAGAUUAAGAGGCUCAAUGCAAGAAACCGAAAAUUCCACUGUCACGAUGAGAGAAUAUUAUGCAUUCCGUAUUCAACAACGACUUAGUGAAGGCAAUACUUUAAUUUCUGGUGGUAGACUUUUCCAGCAAUUCAUUGUUGAUGCUUACUGUUGUAUUGAAGGAAUUCGUUUGAGGUGGAUACAAAAAAAACAAGACUACCUAAGAGCUGAGAUAUACAGUGGUCUUAAAGAUACAGUACUACGAGGAGACACAACUCGAGCAUCUAUUGGUAAACGGAUAGUUUUACCAUCUUCUUUCACUGGUGGCCCAAGAUACAUGAUUCAGAACUAUCAGGAUGCCAUGGCAAUAUGUCGGUGGGCAGGCUAUCCAGAUCUCUUCCUUACUUUUACGUGCAAUCCUAAAUGGCCAGAGAUCAUUUCUUUCCUAGAAAUGAUUCCUGGUCAAAAGCCGGAAGACCGACCAGACAUUGUUUCAAGAGCUUUUAAAAUAAAAUUGGAUGCACUUUUGCAAGACAUAAAGAAAGGACAGCAUUUUGGAAAAGUACUUGCAGUUGUAUACACGAUUGAGUUCCAAAAAAGAGGUCUUCCACAUGCACAUAUAUUGUUAUUUUUGCAUCCUAAUGAUAAAUAUCCAGUUCCUGAAGAUAUUGAUAGCAUAAUCAGUGCUGAAAUUCCAGAUUGUUUGGAAGAUUCGAUUGGACAUGAAGCUGUUAAACAAUUCAUGAUGCAUGGGCCAUGUGGUGCAGCUAGGCCAAAUUCUCCUUGCAUGGUUGAUAACAAUUGUUCCAAGCAUUUCCCUAAACGUUUUGUCCAUGAAACCAUCAUUGAUGACCAAGGUUUUCCGACUUAUAGAAGAAGAGAUGAUGGCCGUUUUGUUGUGAAAAAUGGUGUUCAAUUAGACAAUCGAUAUGUUGUCCCAUACAAUAUUGAUUUGCUGGUGAAGUAUCAGUCGCACUUAAAUAUUGAAUGGUGUAAUCGGUCAAAGGCCAUCAAGUAUCUUUUUAAAUACAUUAAUAAAGGCACAGAUCGUGUUACUGCUGUUUUGGAAGAAAAUGUAGUCUACAAUUCAAAUGAUGGAAUGGAAUCUAUAUUAGAAAAAGAUGAAAUAAAAACAUAUCUUGAUUGCAGAUAUAUAUCAGCAUCAGAAGCAUCAUGGAGAAUUUUCCAGUUUGAGAUUCAUCACCAUGAACCAGCUGUUCAGAGAUUGAACUUUCAUAUGAAAAAUGAAAAUCAGGUCACUUUUUCUGAUUAUGAAUAUUUGGAUAAUGUGGUAAAUAGACCAGGAAUUGAGAAAACUGUAUUUACAGAGUGGAUGACAGCAAAUCAACUGUAUGAAGAUGCUAGGCAGCUAACCUUCCAAGACUUUCCAACAAAAUGGGUUUGGGACAAGAAAAACAAAGUAUGGAGGAGAAGAAAGUCAGGUCGGUCCAUUGGUAGAAUCUAUUAUGCACACCCUUCAAGUGGAGAACGGUUCUAUCUUAGAAUGCUAUUAAAUGUUGUAAAAGGUGCUAGAAGUUUUGAUGAAAUCAAAACUGUUAAUGGCCAAUUGUGUCCUUCUUUUAAAGCUGCAUGUUUUGCUCUUGGCCUACUGGAUGGAGAUAGAGAGUGGAAUGAUGCUAUAAAAGAAGCAUCAAAUUGGGCUACCGGACAACAACCAGAACAGAUAUGGGAAUUGAAUUGGAAAGAUUUUUCAGAAGAUAUUUUAUUUAGGCAGAGGCGAAUCUUACAGUUUGAUCAACUUCAGCUUUCUGAAAAUCAAUUGAGAAAUUAUGCCUUAUAUGAAAUUGAAAAGCUUUUGAAUAAAGCUGGAAAGUCAUUGAAAGACUAUCCACCUAUGCCUUUACCUGAUAUGUCUCUUAUUAGGGAAAGGAAUAACAGACUGCUUGAAGAAGAACUAAGUUAUGACAAAGAAGCAUUGGCUGCUGAGUAUGCCUUUUCAUAUACAAAAUUGAACAUUCUACAAAAACAUGUAUUUGAUCGGGUUGUCCAAGCUGUUCUGAAAGGUGAAGGAAAGAUGUUCUUUUUGUAUGGCCAUGGUGGAACUGGCAAAACUUUUGUGUAUAAAACAAUAAUGUCUUUCCUUCGAUCCCGUGGUGAAAUUGUUCUAGCAGUGGCAUCUUCAGGAAUUGCAUCACUCCUUCUGCCAGGUGGACGUACAGCUCACUCAAGAUUUCGUAUCCCAUUAUGUGUGAAUGAAGAUUCAGUGUGUGAUAUUAAACAAAAAACACAGUUGGCUGAAUUGCUUUGUGCUACAAAAUUGAUAAUUUGGGAUGAAGCUCCUAUGGCACAUCGUCAUUGUUUUGAGGCUCUUGGUAGAACAUUGAGAGACAUAUUGCGCUUCUCCAGUAACUUUGAUCCUAAUAAAGUUUUUGGUGGUGUCACAGUUAUUGUUGGGGGAGAUUUCAGACAGAUCUUGCCCGUAAUACCAAAGGGUAGAAGAGAAGAUAUUGUUGCAUCUGCCAUAAACAAAUCUGUAAUUUGGAAUCAUUGUGAGAUAUUUAUGCUUACAGAAAAUAUGAGGCUCAAUCAAAAUUUCAAUAAUUUGGAAGAUGGUCAAUCUGUUGUAGCCUUUGGGAAUUGGAUUUUAAGGAUUGGGAAUGGUGAAUUUGAGAAUGUAGAUGGAGAAAGCUGGAUUGAGAUUCCAGAGGAUUUAUUAAUAAAAUCAACCAAAGAUCCAAUAGCUGAUAUCAUUAAUGUCACAUAUCCUGAUAUGCAUGAUAAGAUGAAAGACUCACAAUACUUGCAAGAAAGAGCAAUUUUAGCACCAACAAAUGAAAUUGUUAACAAAAUAAAUGAUCAGAUUCUUUCUUUAGUUGAUGAAGAAGAACGUGUCUAUCUUAGCUCAGAUACAGUAUGCAAAAGUUCUAAUAGCAUUACUGAUUUAGACAUGUUGUAUCCAGUUGAGUUUCUGAAUUCACUUGAGUUUCCUGGAAUUCCCAAACACGAGCUGAAGCUGAAAGUUGGAAUCCCUAUAAUGUUAUUGAGAAACCUUAAUCAAACUGCAGGUUUAUGUAAUGGAACACGAUUGAUUGUCACCCAGCUUGCUGAUUGGGUUAUUGAGGCAAAGAUUAUAACUGGGACAAAUAUUGGCUCUAAAGUCUUUAUUCCAAGAAUUAUUUUGUCCCCUACAGAAUCGAAGUGGCCAUUCAUUCUGAAGCGAAGACAAUUCCCAAUUUCUGUUUCAUUUGCAAUGACAAUAAACAAAAGCCAAGGCCAAUCUUUAAAUAGAGUAGGCCUAUUUUUACCACGGCCUGUUUUCACUCAUGGCCAGUUAUAUGUUGCAAUAUCUAGAGUCACUAAUAGAAAUGGUCUUAAAAUCUUGAUACUGUGCGGUAUAACAAUGUCCAAAGGAUACAGCUUUCUUGAUCAAAUAUCUGAUGCUAAGGAGACAUGGAGAAUUAGAGUGAGAAUAUGCAGAAUGUGGAAAGCAGUGAAUAAAAGAAGUGGAAAUAACUUCAUUAGUCUUGACAUGAUCUUUAUCGAUGAAAAGAAAAACUUAAUGCAUGCAAUUGUAAGAAAGAAUGUGUUUCAGAAAUUUAGUACCAUCUUACGUGAAGGAGGAACCUUUAUCAUUUCAAACUUUAAAGUAAUCGUGACAAAUAAAGGUUAUAGACCAGUUUCAAAUGAUCUGAACAUCAUUUUCCUCUUAACAACUUCGGUUAAGGAGUGCAAUGAAGAAAGUGAACUCAUACCUAUGCAUGCCUUUGAAUUUGCAACAUAUGAUUGUAUCAACAAUCGUUUGAAUGACAAUUCUUACCUAACAGAUAUAAUUGGCAAACUUACUGCUGUUGGACCCAUUGAACAAGUUCACUUUCACAAUGGCUCUACAAAUAUAAGAAAUCUCCAAAUUCUACUACCUGAGGACAAAGAGCUACAAAUAUCAUUGUGGGAUGAAAGUGCUGAAACAAUUACUGAAAAUGACUUCAAAGAAGAUGAAGGUCCUUAUAUAAUUAUUGUUACUUCAACAACUGUAAAAGCAUUCAAAGGCAAACUGAAUCUUAACACCACAAGUGCAACUAAAGUUUACGUCAAUUUGGACAUUACAGAGGUUUUUGAGCUCAUCGACAGAUAUAAAGUUGUUGAGGAUGAAUACGAUAAUGUUGUUCGAUCUAUUCCAGCACGUGACAAAAAACCCAAAUCUGAAUCAGAAUUGAUAUUGCAAACUACGAUGUCAUUGGCAGAAAUUAAAGCACUAGAAUGGGUGGAAGGAGUCAAGAAACAGAAUUUGGGUGGAAUUAUAUCUCAUGUCAACUUUGCAAGCGAAAAGUAA
Molecule: messenger RNA, 5616 nt
Organism: Quercus lobata
Lineage: Eukaryota; Viridiplantae; Streptophyta; Magnoliopsida; Fagales; Fagaceae
Exons: 12
Coding region: 1-5616 (1871 amino acids)
Biological process (GO): telomere maintenance; DNA repair
Molecular function (GO): DNA helicase activity
Source: RefSeq, a predicted model, not a curated record